UUUUAUUUACUCUUUUUUCCCUUUGUUUCUCUUGUUUUUAUUUUCUUUUUAAAAAAACACAUAGAAAAAACAUGUCUAGCAGUAGUAGUAGUACCAACGUUGUAGGAGUUCACUACAAAGUUGGUCGAAAGUUGGGAGAAGGAAGCUUUGGCAUCAUUUAUGAAGGGACCAAUCUAUUAAAUAAUCUCCAGGUAGCCAUCAAAUUUGAACCUAGAAAAUCAGAUGCACCGCAAUUAAGAGACGAAUACAGAACAUAUAAAAUCUUAUCUGGAACUGCUGGAAUACCCUCUGCUUAUUAUUUUGGUCAAGAAGGGCUUCACAAUAUUCUUGUGAUUGAUCUUUUAGGACCCAGUUUAGAGGAUCUAUUUGACAGCUGUUCUAGAAAGUUUAGUGUCAAAACAGUAGCCACACUUGCACGUAAUAUGAUCACUAGAAUUCAAAACGUACACGAAAAUAAUUUGAUUUACCGUGAUAUUAAACCCGACAAUUUCUUGAUUGGUAGACAAGGUACAGCCGACGCCAACACAGUGUAUUUGAUUGAUUUUGGUAUGGCUAAACAGUAUCGAGAUCCAAAAAGUAAACAACAUAUCCCAUACCGUGAAAAAAAGAGCCUUUCAGGUACAGCGAGAUAUAUGAGUAUCAAUACACAUUUAGGAAGAGAACAAUCUAGAAGAGAUGACUUAGAAUCAUUGGGUCAUGUAUUCAUGUAUUUUUUGAGAGGAUCAUUACCUUGGCAAGGAUUAAAAGCAGCAACCAAUAAACAGAAGUACGAAAAAAUUGGAGAGAAAAAACAGACAACCACAAUUAAGGAUUUAUGUAUGGGAUUUCCAGACGAAUUCGGUAUCUACCUUCAGUAUGUUCGAAAAUUAGGAUUCGAAGAAACUCCAGAUUAUGAUUUUUUAAGAGAUUUGUUUACAAAAGUGCUCAUCAAUCAUGGUGACAGUGAUGAUAGUUUAUAUGAUUGGUCAUUGUUGAACAACGGAAAAGGGCUGACAAAAGUGGCAACGCGUACAAAUAAUAACACUGCUCUUGGUACCCGCGCUAUUACAACUGAACCUUACACGCAGCAGAAUUACUCCCGUACACAGCCUCCUCUCAUGAAUUUAAAUCCAACUCCUAUCGCGGCCGAUUAUGACGAUUCUUCACGGAAAAAGGGGUUCUGGAAUCAGUUUAUUUCUUUUGUUACAUGUGGUUUACUAUCAUGUUUUUAAUCUCGUGUGACCUUACCUGUCAGAAAUUAUUAUAUUUUCUGUUUUAUCUAUUUUAUAAACAUUUUUCAUUUGCUAUAACUUUUAA
This is a messenger RNA of Mucor mucedo, 1296 nucleotides long. Its product is annotated as kinase-like domain-containing protein. Lineage: Eukaryota; Fungi; Mucoromycota; Mucoromycetes; Mucorales; Mucoraceae. Gene Ontology annotation, biological process: signal transduction; peptidyl-serine phosphorylation; endocytosis. Bases 72 to 1211 code for a protein of 379 amino acids. The record is from RefSeq and is a predicted model, not a curated record. The transcript is spliced from 4 exons. Gene Ontology annotation, molecular function: protein serine/threonine kinase activity; ATP binding. Gene Ontology annotation, cellular component: nucleus; cytoplasm.